Molecule: messenger RNA, 768 nt
Organism: Medicago truncatula (barrel medic)
Lineage: Eukaryota; Viridiplantae; Streptophyta; Magnoliopsida; Fabales; Fabaceae
Product: tyrosine-protein kinase ABL1-like
Exons: 3
Coding region: 1-768 (255 amino acids)
Source: RefSeq, a predicted model, not a curated record
AUGACUAUGAAAUCUACUUUUUUGGAUACUUACAACAACCUCAUACUGCCUUCUAAUGGACCAAAAUUAUGGCCACAAGUUGACCUUCCACCCAUCUUGCCUCCAUAUGUUAGAAGGGCACCAGGUAGGCCCAAAAAACAAAGGAAAAAAGGUAAUGAUGAGAAGGUGAAACAUUCUCAAUCUGGUGCUGGUAGUAGUAGCAAUAGUAAAUCUGUGCCCAAAAGAAACCAACACAGUCUCAAGUGUGGAAGGUGUGGUGUGGUUGGUCAUAAUGCUAGGACAUGCUAUGGUAAACUACUUGGUGAUAGGAUGCUUGCACCAGGGGAGAAUCAGACCAAUCCAACUGUUCGGCAACCUCAAGCACCACCUGCACCCAAGAAGAAAGGGCCAUCUAACAAGAAAGGACCAAGCAAAAAGGCUGGGAAAUCAUAUGGAACCACACCCACAACUGCACCAACAGCUUCAACCACAACAGAAGCAUCACCUGGAAACACAACUGCACCACCAGCUGCAAGCACCACUUUACCACCACCUAGCACCAUUGUACCACCACCUGCUGCAACCAACAUUGUGUCACUUGCAAGCAACAAUGUGCCAACUGCAAGCAACUCUGUGCCACUUGCAAGCAACUUUGUGCCAAUUGUGAAGCCACAAAUAGUGGGGGAAAACAUACUCAUGGUGCCUAAGAAGUGCAGGAAGAUUGGUAUGAAGAGAAAGUCUGAAGAAAUGGAGCCAAUUGGAACACAACAGUCAGUAAACAAUAAGUAG